This is a messenger RNA of Carassius auratus (goldfish), 1167 nucleotides long. RefSeq names its product SEC14-like protein 1. NCBI's taxonomy places the organism in Eukaryota, Metazoa, Chordata, Actinopteri, Cypriniformes, Cyprinidae. The transcript is spliced from 6 exons. Gene Ontology annotation, biological process: negative regulation of RIG-I signaling pathway. The record is from RefSeq and is a predicted model, not a curated record. The coding region runs from base 16 to 1023 and encodes 335 amino acids. Gene Ontology annotation, molecular function: RIG-I binding. Gene Ontology annotation, cellular component: cytoplasm; cytosol.
CUACCCUGAUAAGUAAUGAUUGCUUCUAUGUUUGUGUUGUGUAGUUGUUGGACGUGUCUGGUGGAUCUGGAGGGGUUAAAUAUGAGACAUCUGUGGAGACCAGGAAUCAAAGCCUUGCUGAGGAUGAUAGAGCUUGUAGGAGCCAACUACCCUGAGACUCUGGGACGUCUCCUAAUACUGAGAGCACCCAGAGUGUUUCCUGUGCUCUGGACUUUGGUGAGUCCAUUCAUCGACGAAAACACACGGAAGAAGUUUCUCAUCUAUGCUGGGAAUGACUACCAGGGGCCUGGAGGUCUGGUGGACUACAUCAACAGAGACUUCAUCCCUGACUUCUUAGGAGGAGACGCUCUGUGUGAUGUUCCUGAGGCUGGUCUGGUUCCCAAGUCUCUGUAUCGUACGGCUGAGGAGCAGGAAAACGAGGAUCUUAAACUGUGGAGCGAAACCAUCUACAAGAGCGCGAGUGUGUUGAAGGGAGCUCCACACGAGGUGCUGAUCGAGAUUACAGAAGUAUCGUCUGUCAUUACGUGGGACUUUGAUGUGUGUAAAGGAGACGUGAUCUUCAACAUCUAUCACUCCAGAAGAGCUCCUCAGCCAGUUAAAAGAGACGGUCUGAGCGCACACAACCUCGCCUGUCCCGCCGGAAACAACGUCCAGCUGAUCGACAGAUCCUGGAUGCUGGGACAAGACUACAGCAUGGUGGAGACGGCCCUGAGCUGCCGAGAGGGAGAGAGCGUACAGGGAUCUCAUGUGACGCGCUGGCCUGGUUUCUACAUCCUGCAGUGGCGUCUUUACAGCAGUCCAUCAUGCACUUCUUCCAGUCGGCCGCGUGUAGAUGAUGUUCUGGCCUCUCUGCAGGUCUCCUCACACAAAUGCAGAGUCAUGUAUUUCACAGAGGUGCUGCUCUCCACUGACUUCAGGGGCUCCAUGAGCAGCCUGGAGUCGAGUCACAGCGCUUUCUCUCUGCUCAGUGCCGCCACCAGCUCCUCCAACCAAUCACAGACAGAGUCAAGCGUCUCAAGAUAGCAGGAAAACAAGACGCUUCUGUGACUGUAGCUCUGCAGGAAAUGAUGAAGGAUCAUGUGACGCAGUGAAACAUCAAAACACAACAAGCGUCUGCAUGAGUGCUGAUCUUUAGCAUCAAAAACUGCAGGCUUGAUGGAAAUUAUG